Messenger RNA from Gadus chalcogrammus (walleye pollock), 3071 nucleotides. RefSeq names its product asporin (LRR class 1) (gene aspn). Gene Ontology annotation, molecular function: protein binding. The coding region runs from base 168 to 1307 and encodes 379 amino acids. Lineage: Eukaryota; Metazoa; Chordata; Actinopteri; Gadiformes; Gadidae. The record is from RefSeq and is a predicted model, not a curated record. The transcript has 8 exons.
CAAGGGUCUGGUUUCAGGGAGGGGUGAGUGGACCAGAGUGAGAUCUUCUGUGUGAACACCAGGACACAGCUGAUGUUAAGAGGAGAUGCCCAUAACCCCUCCAGAAUACAGACCGUCAGAUCCACAGACCCCCUGGUGAUGCAGAGAGGUCUCCCAUCAACUCCACCAUGAAGCUGUUCUUGUUGCUAUGCCUACUGGCUCUCGGAAAUGCUAAACCCUACCAGCCAAUCAAUGUCCAGGAGUUCCUCAGAAACUAUGAUAUGAUGAUGGCUGACGCCGGCGACGACGACGAUAAUGAUAUCGAUGACGAGGAUGAAGAGUCGAAGGAGGAGGAGGAGGAGGAGGAAGAGUCGGAAGAAGAGGAAGAGGAGGUUGAAGACUGCCCAGCUGGGUGCCAGUGUUGGCCAAGGGUGGUGCAGUGCUCUGAUCAGGGCCUGAUCGCCAUCCCUGGGAAGAUCCCUGAGGACACCGUCAUGAUCGACCUCCAGAACAACGACAUCACCGACGUCGGCGAGAACGCCUUCAAAGGCAUCCACAAGCUCUAUGCCCUGUUCCUGAUCAACAACAAGAUCACCAAGAUCCACCCCAAAGCCUUCAAGAACAUGGAUCACCUGAAGCUGCUCUACCUGUCCUACAACCUGCUGACGGAGAUCCCCGCCAACCUGCCCCGCAACAUCCUGGAGCUACGUUUCCAUGGGAACCGCAUCAACACCAUCCAGAAGGAGGCCUUCAAAGGCCUGAGGAACCUGAACGUACUCGAGAUGAGUGCUAACCCACUUGCUAACAGUGGGAUCGCCCUUGGAGCGUUCGAUGGCAUGUCCAGCCUUUACAUUGGGAUGGCAGAGGCCAAACUCACCGCUGUGCCAAAAGACUUGCCCGCAUCCAUCACAGAGCUGAGUCUGGACUACAAUAAGAUCUCCAAGGUGGAAAUAGAAGACUUCAUCAGAUACGGAGAACUGCAGAAACUGGGCCUGAGUUUUAACCAGAUCAAAUCCGUGGAGAACGGCAGUCUGGCUCUCAUCCCCAAAAUCCGGGAGAUCUGCCUGGACAACAACAAGCUGAAGAAGGUCCCAGCAGAACUCGGCUCGCUGCGCAACCUCCAGGUGGUUUACCUCCAUGCCAACAAAAUCAGCAGUGUGGGCGUCAAUGACUUCUGCCCCGUCAGCCUGGGCAGUAAGAAGAAGAAGUACACGGGCAUCAGUCUGUUUGCUAACCCCUUCAAGUACUGGAACGUGCAGCCGGCCGCCUUCCGUUGUGUCAGCGGGGGCAGGGUAGUGCAGCUGGGCAACUUCAGGAGGAGGAAGUAGAGGCCGACCUGGUGAGCUCCACCCGGCCUGAACAGCAGGGGCUCUUAAACCUUCUCAUCCCGGGACCCAAAAAAGAGUGGAAAGUUUGGAAAGGAUCACCCAUUCUGGUGUGCUCAGUUUUCCAGGCCUUGUCAGACCCACCUCCAGAUGGAUCGCCACCCAUUUUGGGCCCAAAGUUUAAGAAACGCUGCUUUACAGGUACCUCGGCCCGACAAAAGACGAGGCUAGAGGAUCAGAUGGAGCCAUGCUAACAAAUACACAGCACAUUUAGUAGUUAUACAGGGUGUAUGUUGAACUAUUUAGAAUAAACGUACAUAAUGUAAAUAUAUUAACCAUAAUGUCUAUUAUUAGGUUUAAAAAAAAGUCCAUGCAUGUGUUCCGUUUUAGGCCAUCCUCUUAUUAUGUCACUGUUCUUCUGUGUUCCGUGUUAUACUUGCUCACUUCCUGGACUGUAAUCUGCAUCUAAUGCAUAUGUAAUCUUAUUGAAGGCAUGUAACCACAUGCGGAACUUCAACAUUAUGAUCCAAACUGGCUGACCUGACCACAGCUACCAUCAGAACCAGGACACAGAAUCACAUCCCUUACGUUCAGGUCAUCUCCUAUACCCAAUUUAGAGUGGGUGGAGAUAGGCUUGGAUUGGCUGGAGAUAGGAAUAGAGUGGGUGGAGCAAUACCGGGAUUAGGGUUGGCAAUAGUUGUGUGGGUAGGAGCUGGCCAUGGAGUGGUUGGAGCUAGGCCAUGACUCAUAGGCUUGUCAAAUAAACCCAUAGAGCUGCUCAAACUGAACAAUAAGACCAGUAGCUUCAUAUCAACAAUCUCCAGAUUUGAGAAACACUUAAAACUAGCAAACAUUCAUCUUCAAACCUGCACUUUAGUGGCAUUGUGUCAUGGCUCUAUUUAGAGGCUUUCCAUCAUAUCAAUGUGUAAAGAGCCACAGGUCAAGCAGGUCUGACUGUACCUCCAAAUUGUUUUUGGGGAUCUUUGUAAAUACAUGUUUCAAUUGGAGAGCUCUGUUGGCCAUGUUCUGUGAUACCAAAGAACACUCAAGAUUUCUCCAAAUUAUACAUUAUUAAACUAAUAAUAGCUUAUCUAACGCCGAGAUCACAGUGGAAACUUGUAAUAACUAUUUUGCCAGGAAACCAUCCAGCAGAGCUUAAUAGCAUUGUAUACAUGUCCUAAAGAAUGAGACGUUCAUUAACUUUGGACUGGCGAACUGUUGGUUUGUGACUUUGAAGGAGAAAUAUAAAAAUCUGGAGACACGCUGUUAGUCUAGAGCAGAGAUUAGACAAUUUUACCGUGGAAAGGAGGGGAAGAGGAACAUGCAUAGUCUCAUGUUAGGUUCAAGUUCAACUCUUAUUCUCGGAUUCACAGAUCAGAGUCAGACUGAGCAAUGGUACGAGAUAAUACUGGAUCAUUCUAGAUGAUACUAGAUAAUCAGUAUGGAGCGUUUCCAGCUCAACACAGCAAGGCAUUUCAGGACAUAUGUAUCAUUCUAAUUUCUUAAAGUUAAUUUGUCAUAUGGGCAUUAGAGAUCAAGUACUUAAUGGCCAUGAAAUGCUUGAAAUUUAGCUUCAUCAACUAUACUCUUUUUUCAUGCCAGACCAUCUCCAUUCAGGAUUCUAUUCCAAGGAUGAAGAAAGAGCUGUAGCUUCUUUGGGUGUUGUGAUAUAUAAGGUCUGCUUAUUUGGUGAUACUAUCCUCACAAAUGGUGCUAGCGUAUUUAUUAUGUUGCUCAAUAAACACUUGUUGUUAUCUGCUGUGUUUU